Mollisia scopiformis is the source of this 4932-nucleotide messenger RNA. Its product is annotated as WSC-domain-containing protein. The transcript is spliced from 18 exons. The record is from RefSeq and is a predicted model, not a curated record. Bases 1 to 4932 code for a protein of 1643 amino acids. NCBI's taxonomy places the organism in Eukaryota, Fungi, Ascomycota, Leotiomycetes, Helotiales, Mollisiaceae.
AUGAAGUUCACCAAUUUUUUAGGACUGGCAUCGUUGCCAGCCCUUGUCCAUUCCUUUGCAGCUACAGAUUCUAUUCAAGAGGUUGACCCCGCACAAUCUGGGUAUUUACCCAACCACAACAUCGAUCCGAACAUCGUCAACAGCACCCAAUUUGGGCUGCUGUGGAAAAAUACUUUUAAUGUUAAUGAAGUCUUCUACGCCAAGCAGUUGGUCUACACACCCACUGAUUACUUCUUCUCCAAAGGAUACAAGGGAAGUGCUGUCGGACCCCUUGGUACUCUUCAAGGCCAGUAUAAGUUUUACGCUGUCCAUAUUCCAACUUUAACCGAUGUCACUGGCUUUCCUAUCAUAAUUGACGGUAACAAUGCCGUCAAUGAUCCUACUAGGUACUUCCUUGGAGGGACUUCUCUUCAAAGACCCGCCCUCACGACUGUUGGCAAUGUCAUCGUCGCAGGCUUUGGAGGACACUGCGAUAACUUCAACUACACUGGAAUGCUUGUCUCGGUUACAAAGACUACGGGUGCGACGCAAAUAUAUGCAAUGGAGGCAUCACCUGGUGCUCCUUCACCCCAACCACUGCUCUACACUACCCAGUCGGGUGGAAAGGCAGGCAUUUGGCAGACUGGAAUGGGCAUGCCAACUGUAGGAAAUCAAGUUUACUUUGUCACGGGAAACGGUGAGGGAGCCGCAAAUGGGGGUGUACCAGCCUCCGGUCGUCUCCCUCUGUCAACCUCGAUCAAUUACUUCGAGCCUUACGAGUACUUCAGUCUGAAUGGAGGUGACAGAGAUUUUGGUUCUUCGGGUUCAGCUAUGUUAGACCCCAAAACUUUCUCUGGAACUGGUGUAGAUCGAAUCAUCGUCGCGGGAGGUAAAAGUGGAAAGAUCUAUAUCAUGAAUGCGGACAAUUUGGGUGGCUUUGCUCAGGGACCUGGUGGAUCUGACAAUGUCAUCCAAACAAUCUUGGCCGGAAGUACAAUGUUCAGUGGUGUUGGCAGUUAUCCUCUUGAGGGAGGUUAUAUCUACUUCUCCCCUACGGCUAGCAAGCUCUAUGCAUACCAAUUCGGUCAAGGUAGCAAUGGGCAACCCUUAUUCACACUUGCGGGAUCCUCAGUCGGUACAUCGGCGGGUGUCGGUGUUCCCGUGUCGGUGUUCCCACCAUCACUUCUUUCAAUGGAGAGCCAGGUUCAGGUUUGGUUCAAUGAUCCAAAUCAAGGUCUUGUUGCUUAUCGUGCCGUCCCCGUCAGCGGUACAUUGAUCAAGUUCACUACGAUUCCAGCUCUCGGAGGGCUCACCAAAUAUACCCGACCAGUCUUUGGAAAUGGCCGCGUAUAUGUAAGUGGUGGAGCAUCGAUAUAUGGGCUUGGUGUUGUGUCUACAGCUACACCAGUCACUUGCAGUGCUGUAAGCUUCGGUUCUGUCAUUGACGGUCAGACCUUGACGGCCGAAGUUACCUGCACAGCAAAGUCAGCUAUCACUCUAAAUUACUGCACAACAUCACUCGCAUCCUUCGUUUGUCAGAACUCCUCUUUACCUACUACAGUCACUUCUGGUGCUUCAUUCACCUUCCCGGUUACUUUCAGCCCAACUCAACCUGCUAGCAAGCCUGGUCUGCUGAGUUCUGUCCUUCUAUUGAACUAUGCGACAAGCACAUCGACCACAGAUGCUUCAAUUCAGCUGACUGGUACGCUUGGUGUCACCCAAGGAAAUCUCGUUGUCAGUGCACCUCAGCUCGAUUUUGGAGGUAUCGUCUUGGGAGGAUCUACAACUUCCGUCACAGAGACCGUCACCCUCACGAACACCGGAGCCAUCUCCCUAAGCUUUACUGGAUUCGCUUGGCAAGACACGUAUGUUAGUGGGAUGCCUUCCAACACUAUAACAGUGCAAACAACAACUAUCGUGGGCAAUGGCUUCACGGCUAUAGGCUUCCCUGCCGUUGGCGCAUCAUUGGCUGCAGGCGCAUCAAUCAGCAUUCCGGUAACAUUCUCUGCCACCGCUGUAGGAUCUUGGGGAUCGCUUUUAACGUUCACUACCGGGAGUGGUGCAGCCGAUGUCCUAUUGACUGGCACUGCCGGUAACCCCCCAGUCGCUGCCCUGUCGAUCUCUGAUGAUAAUGGGGGCCGGUUGAGUGGCCUCUCGAUGGCAUUCGGGAAUGUUCAAAGUGGCCAGGACCUGCAGAGACAAAUCCGCUUCUGCAAUACUGGAGCCUCUGCUCUGGCGAUCACUCAAAGUACGCCACCAACCGGAGUCGACCUUUCUGCUUUGGAUCCUCUUCUCGACUUACGCCAAGGGUCAACUAUUGACGUCGGCGCUUGUGCUUAUGGCAAUGUACAACUCAUCUCUCCUUCUAUUCAACCAAAUAAUCCAAGUAUCUCUCUUUCAGCCCAAUGGUUGAUCAAUACCAAUGGCUGGUCUGUGGGUCUUCAAACUAUCUCAAUCACAGCUACCAUCGUCAGCAGAGAGGUUGGUCCCAUGACAGGCUCCACCGGAACCUAUCAAUACAUGGGUUGUUACUUGGACAGCACCGCCCGAAAUUUGAACGUCGAGACAGCCAUUGCCAACAGUUCUAUCGAAGCAUGCAUGAGCUACUGCGGCUCCUUCAAUCCGCCAUAUGCAUUCGCUGGUACAGAAUAUCAUACGCAAUGUUGGUGCGGUAACAGAAUCAAAUAUCCCAGUUCACUCAGUCCCGAGACAGAUUGCAACUUUGCCUGCGUUGGUGAUCCUUCCGAAUCUUGUGGUGGGACCACCGGAAACUUGGGAUAUAUUUACAUCUACUAUGAUACGAAUUUGGUCAAUCCUGCUACAGUGCUUGGUACAAGCACAGCCACGGUGGUUAAUUCCGUCACUAGCAAAGGUCUUACCGUUUCCACCUCUUCGAUGUCUAUUCGUUCUUCUAGCUCGCAGCUAUCAUCGAAAUCAUCGUCUUUCUUGUCCUCAGCAUCAGCCGUAUUCCUCUCAUCGGCAACCUCGGUUCCAUUGGCAUCGACAAAGGCGCCCAGUAGCUCAAUUGUGGGCACAUCCUCGAGUAUUACUCUGCCAUAUUCAUCCAGCAUCGUCACGGCCUCGACAAUAAGCUCUUCCAAUACUUUAAUCUCAUCUUUAAUGCCAUCGUCAACUGUUCUACCUCUCAGUAGCUCGCUCUCAAGCUCACUAUCUAGCUCUUUCAGCAGUUUUGUUUCAAGCAGCGUGGCGUCAAUCAGCUCUAAUACUGCUUCAACCAUACAAACUAGUAGUUUUUCAAGCUCGAUUGGGUCAAGCAGCCAAUCGCAAUCAUUAUCUUCGUCCUCCCUAAUUUUCCUGCCUAGCUCUAGCUCCAGCUCCUUGCUUUUGUCUAUUUCUUCCAGCAUUCCAGCGUCGUCAACCCUGUCUUCGCUUAUAUCUAGCUCCACCCUUUCCCCGAGUCUUUCCUCAAGUAUAAGUGCGCUUCUGCUUCCAAGCUCCAGCGUUGUUCUGUCAUCGAGCUUUAGUUCCAGCUUCACUUCUACGAUGACUUCAUCUAUAGCCAUACCAACCCAAUCGUUCAACCCACUUGAGCCAGCAGUCAUUGGAAACUUCUCGUACAAUGGAUGUUACAUGGAUCUCGUCGAUGGUGUCACUCGAGUUCUACCUGACAGCAUCUUGGUCGACGCCGCUUUGACACUUGAGAUGUGUGCAUCGAACUGUGCUUCAUACUCCUAUUUUGGAACGGAAUAUGAGAUUGAGUGUUAUUGUGGUUAUACUUUGUCACCAUCCUUGCGAGCAACAGAAUCAGAUUGCAAUGCUCCCUGCGGAGGUAACUCAUCUGAGAUCUGCGGAACUGGUGCUCGCUUAUCUACUUACCGGAACAAGAACUACAUUCCUGCCCCACCACCACCAUCUCACAUUGUCCUUGCGCCUAUUGACUUUGAAUGGUUGUCUUGUUAUACUGAAGCUACUUCUUCUCGAACUCUUACGGGAACAAGUUUCGCAAGCAAUGAAGUGACAGUAGAGGCAUGCACAACUUUCUGCGCGGGUUAUCUGUAUGCAGGUGUUGAGUUUGGACGAGAAUGCUACUGCGGAGACUCGUUUUCGGCUGGAGCUAUUCCCGCGGUCAUCACCGAUUGUAGUUUCCUUUGUUAUGGCAAUUCGUCAGAAUACUGUGGAGGACGCAAUAGACUCGACAUGUACCAAUUCAAUCCAGCUCUGGGUUCGAUGCCCUCUUCCACGGGAGGAUUUGGAGUCGCGGAUAUUCCGUAUACAGCUUCGUCAUCCGUGGUCCAAUCCUUCGUUAUCCUCGUCAGGACUGCAGACACUGGUGUCUUCAACCUCAUCCAAAUCAUUGGUGGGAUCUUCAUCAGCUCAGAUGCCCUCAUCAACAGCCUCAUCGUCGAGCACAUCCAAACCGGCAUCAUCUUCGAUAGCAAAACUUUCGUCGAGCUCUGUUUUGUCCUCGUUAUCAAGUCUGUCAUCAUUUUCUGCUAUUCUUCUCUCUUCUUCAAGGCCCACAACUCUAUCAACGGUCUCCACAUCGAAAUUAUUUUCAACGGCAUCACUCAUAUUUCAUCAUCGACGACCCACGCGGUUGUUUCCGGAGGCACCAAUGCUCAAUACACGCACCUGGGAUGUUUCCAAGACAUCACCAAAGGCCACGUCCUACCCCUCCUCUUCUCCAACAACUCCGUAACCCCUGAGCUCUGCGAAGCCUACAUCUCAUCUCUCGCCCACAAGCCAACACCUACCAUCCUGCCUUACUUCAUGGUCGAGUAUCACAAUCAAUGCUACGGCGGAACAGCUCUGUCCUUCUAUCAGACUAGCGCUACGAGUUUGUAUGGUAAGCAUGCUUGCACGGAUGUUUGUGCGGGAAGUAUUGGAGCGCAGAGCACGGGCUCGGCGAUGUGUGGUGGGAGGAAACAGUUUAAUUUGUAUGCUACGGGGCCAGCGGUGGGGUUUACGGCUGCUGCUACGAAGAGUGUUUAG